This is a messenger RNA of Suillus clintonianus, 1397 nucleotides long. Its product is annotated as HotDog domain-containing protein. The transcript is spliced from 4 exons. The coding region runs from base 242 to 1105 and encodes 287 amino acids. The record is from RefSeq and is a predicted model, not a curated record. Lineage: Eukaryota; Fungi; Basidiomycota; Agaricomycetes; Boletales; Suillaceae.
AGAGCAUGGAAUGAACAGUGCUAGGGUGCUCCGAUGCACGCAGAGAACGAUGCUUGCUGGUAACUCACCAUUUUUGACGGUCUUGAGGAGUAUGUCUUGAGGUUGAGGUCGUGGGUGGUCGAUUUCUAUGUGUUCGAGUUGGGUAUUUGAAUGUUUAAACUCCACUUCGGCACCGCCCGGCUUUGACUUGUUGUGACUGACCAAGUAAUAGUCUAGUCAGUAUUAGCGGAACCGCAUAAGUAUGUCUUCCACUAUUUUGAGACGCAUCCUCGCAAAUGCACGACUUUACUCGACCGGACCCCCGCCUGUUGCUCGUUCGCCAUACCGCCACCUCCGAACACUAGCCCUCGGUGGCUCCGUCGCCAUCACCGGCUACACCCUUGGUUCUGUCUACCCCCACCCUUACAUCACCUUCAUCUCCCCCCGACCAGCCCCAGCCCCACCUGACCCCGAAACCCCACAAUCAAUCGCAUACACCGCAGCCCUUGAACAAUCCCUACAGACCCUCCCCCUCCUCACGUCCCUCCGCGCCCAGCCCGACGCCCACGAGUGGUACGAGACCCGUCCUUACGUCAAUUACGCGGAGCAGCUUCGCGUAAACAGCCUCACUGCAGGCGCACUUCGUGGCCCGGGAAAACUUGCCCUUCCGCCCCUGGUACGCGCUAAGAGGGACGAGAGUGAGGCUGUCGUUAUCGUGCAUGUUGGUCGGGGCGUGUGUGGCCAUGAUGGGAUAAUUCAUGGUGGGCUGCUGGCUACUAUUUUGGAUGAGAGUCUGGCGCGAACUGCGAUCAUCAAUUUACCAGACAAGAUUGGCGUCACUGCCAACUUGUCCAUAAAUUAUCGCGCCCCGACCUUUGCAGAUCAGUUUAUCGUCGUCCGAAUCAGUUUGGUUGACAAGGCUGGUCGCAAAUCCAAGGUCUUCGGAAAAGUAGAGGACCUCAAAGGCAACUUACUCGUCGAAGCGCACGCAACUUUUGUUCAACCUAAAUAUGCUCACCUGCUAAAGAGCAAAGCUGUCCAACAAAUGAUGGGCGACCCCGAACCCACUAAAUCAACUCCCGUGCUCCUCAGCGAGGGCAUGCCACCUCCCCCGCCCAAGGCAUAGAGCAAUUCAUACCAUUUAUUAACUAAUAUAUCAUACCGUUAGAGAUACAUGUAUCAUAGACCACUUCCUGCAACCCUAGAUGCAACUUAUCGCGAACAUCACUUGGCUUCCACCCCCCAAAGAACAGUUUCCAUAGCCUCUUCCACCGCCCAUGUUCCCUAUUAGUGCCACCACAGCUGCGUCACACCUCCCACAUAGCGCGUCAAGCCACCCGCGCUCCCUUCCAGCAGGGUACCACUACAAUUGCCCCCAAGAAGCCAGUGUACCCAAGUAUUAGGAAUUCGACGAAGCC